ACAUUUACAGUAUAAAUUAUUAAUUUAUUAACUAGCACUAGCUCCUCCAUUCUGGUUUUCUGUAAACGAAACCCCAACCGCCGAUCAAAAUGGGAACACCAGAAACUUCACGAGAGCCAUGUCCAGAUCGCAUCCUAGACGACAUCGGAGGAGCCUUCGGAAUGGGCGCCGUCGGCGGCUCCGCCUUCCAUUUCCUCAAAGGUCUCUACAAUUCCCCCAAAGGCGAUCGAUUAAUCGGCGCAACACAAGCCGUUCGUCUCAACGCUCCAAGAAUCGGCGGUAGUUUCGCCGUUUGGGGUGGUCUUUUCUCCUCUUUUGACUGUACUAUGGUUUACGUUCGUCAGAAAGAAGAUCCAUGGAAUUCGAUUGUCGCUGGUGCUGCUACCGGUGGUUUUCUUGCUAUGCGUCAGGGUUUUGCUGCUUCUGCUCGAUCCGCUGCGUUUGGCGGCGUUCUUCUUGCGCUUAUUGAAGGUGCCGGGAUCGCGCUUAAUAAGUUUCUUAGUGCUCAGCAGCCUUUGCCGAUUAUGAUGGAUGAGAUGCCGCCGCAGACGCCGGAGAAUUCCGAUUUGAAUAAGUCGUGGUUUGGUGGAAUGUUCGGUGGAGCCAAGGAAGAAGACAAGAAUACUAGUGGAGGAAUCGAUGUGAAGAUUCUUGAGAGUUUUGAUGCUCCUCCUGUGCCUAAUUUCGAGUACAAGUGAAUUAGGGUUUUGUUUGGUUUUCGCCUAUGAGGUACUGAUUUUUGUUAUUUUCUUGAAUUUAAAAUUGAAUUUGAACCUCAAUUGGUGAUUAUCUAUGAUACUUUAAAUUAGUUAUCGGGUUAGUUCUUGUUUUGAGAUCAACACUACUAAUAUGUAACAGGUGUAGUGGUAGAUUUUGAUUACAAUGAAUUUUUUUUUUCAUUGUUGUUAUAAUCAGUGUAAAUAUACUAGAUUAUUAGUUGUUUAAUUCUUAUGUUUGGGGGUUAAUUGAUUGAAAUUUCAGUUAUUUGAUAUUUGAAUGAGUUCGUUGUGGUGAUUUGUGUCGCAAAAAUGAAAUAAUCUCUCGCUGUCAAAGAAUGCUGCUAACAUGAUCUUUGAAUGUUUUGUAUGCAAUAUAUGGAUUUGUGUCAUAUGACUUGCGUCUGGAGUGAAGUAAGUGUUGAAAUUUCAUUGUUCUUACGAUUAAAAGUUACUUGUUUGCUUUAGAGGUAUUGAAUCUAAAAUGUAUGAUCUUAAGAUUUGGGAGACUCGUUAGAAUAAAUGUUGUGUUAGAGAUUCCAUGAAAUGCUGUGAUCUUGAUAUGCGAUGCGGUGGACAUUGCGUUUUGCAAUGUAUAUUUAGUUGGCCAUUGGCAUAGCAAUGUUGUCUAUGCAUAUCUGAUAGUGUUGGGUUCGGGUCAUUGGCAUAACAAAAUUGAGUAAUAAAAGAACAAAUUGUGGUUAAUUCACACCGUGACGACCGCAAUCAGUGUUGCGACAUCUGUACCGGCUGAAAUCGUGAAAGCUUUUACGCGACCGCAACCGUUUUUUAAAACUUUGGUUAUAAUCAGUUUUAUGGUGGAAUUCCAAUUGGAGUAGCUUCUUGGACUAAUGUGGUUAAGUUCAUAGCCAGCAAGAAUUAUCUUAAUGGAAGUGUUCCUCCAGAGCUAACAACACUUCCUAAACUUCAAACAUUGUUGCUUGAUCAAAAUCAGCUAAAAGGAUCACUUCCAAAUGAUAUAUUAUCGAGGAAAUCAUUAGUGAUUCUAAAUUUGAGCCAAAAUCAACAUAUUGGUAAAAUAAAUUUACCUUCCCUUAAAGCUCCGAUCUAUUGGUUUGAUUAUUAACCCUAUUGUGGUGGCUUGUUGGCUUUGUUUGCAUCAUUCAUGAUUACCAAACUUUCAAUCUUUACAAGAAAAGAAAACAUGAGUCGGAAAGUUCAUGGAAGCUCAUUUCAUUUUCAAAGGCUAUGUUUCACAAAAUUAGACACACUUUCCUCAAUGACCGAACAAAAUAUCAUUGGCAAACGGCUUAACCUAUGUUGCUGUGAAAAAUAUCAUGAGUAACAGAAAGUUAAGGCAAAAGCUCGAAACCUCAUUUUGUGCAGAAGUUAAAAUAUUGAGCAAUAUUCGUCAUCGAAACAUUGUGAAGUAGCUGUGUUGUAUCUCUAAUGAGGAUUCUGUGAUGCUUGUGUAUGGAUAUUUGAAACACAUCAGCCUAGGCACAUGGCUGCACAACAAUAAUAAAUCAUUGAAUAUGUCAGGUUCCGCACGAUAUGUUGUCCUUGAUUGGCUGAAGCGAUUGCAAAUAGCCAUUGGGAUUGCUCAUGGUUUGUGCUACAUGCACCAUGAUUGCUUGCCUCCGAUUGUUCAUCGCGAUAUAAAAAUAAACAACAUAAAAAGUUGCUGAUUUCGAUCUUGCUAGAUCGUUGAUAUUACUUUUGGAUUCUCAACAUAGUUGAUUUCAAAGUUUGGAUUCUCAACAUAGUUGAUUUCAAAGUUGAGGUAAAAUAAUAGAAAGGGAAAAAGUGUCCGGAUUUUAUUUCUUAGUUUUAUUACUAAAAAAUAUUUUUGUCUAACAUUAUAGUUGAUUUUUGAAUUCUACUCAAAUGAGAGGUUGUUAAAAGUUCUAAUUUUAUUUUAUUGUGCUAAUGGAUAAGACUAUUUGACUUUCGACCUAUUUUUGUGUGGAUUGUAUGUACAAAGUCUUCGCUAAAUUCUUGGUAAGUUGGUUGAAGAAAGUUAUAUCACUAACAUUGUUUCAGACUCUCAAACCAUGCUUAAUAAAGAUUUAGCAAAGAAUUGAUGAACCAACUUAUCUUACAGGUUCAUUAAUCUUUAUAAUCAACGAGUUAUAUUAAGAAAUUGUUUGGUUAAAUAAGGAUUUGAUUGUCUUUAAGUAGAUUUUAUAAAAGCUUUUGAUUAUAUGGAAUGCGCCUACUUAGAGAAGGUUAUUAUGACCAAGAUGAACUCUUUUGUUCAAUGGAGAAAUUGGGUUAUGACAUGUCUUAGUUCAAAGAAGGAUUUUAAUCGAACCCAUUGAGGGUCUAUUUUGUAGGAGUCUUACAUUUGAAUGAUAUUGGUUUCAUGACUCUAACUUAUGACUUUCCUGUUAACAUAACAAUACCUCAUUUACCAUUGUGUUAAGGCUUUCUCCUUCAACAACAUAACAUAUAAUAUAUAUAUCAUAGAAUACAGUUAUUGGGAAAACUAGUAAGAUACCCAUAUGUUAGUACGGGUAAAGUUAACUGUUAUAAUACAUGAUUUUACCGGUAUGCACUUAUAAGAAUGGAUGAAAUUGACGUAUAAUGAUGGUCGUAUAAAGUUACAUAAACUAUAAAAUGAGAAGUAUAAAGUAAUUUAGCUGGAAAAAUUCCUAGUGGCUUGUUCAUGCUGAAGAAUUUGAGCACAGUGUACCUUAACAGCAAUAAUCCCUCUGGAGGAUACCUAAUUCAGUUGAAGCAUUGGAUUUGACAAUAGUUGAUCUUGGAAAGAAUAGUCUCUCAGGGAAAAUACCGAACAAUUUUGGAAAGCUUCAAAUGUUGACAGUGUUGCAUUUGCACAUGAAUAAUUUUUCAGGAGAGAUUACAGAAAGCAUAAGCCGUCUUGAAUCUUCAACAGAAUUUCAUGUCUUUAUGAACAAGUUUUCAGGUACUCUUCCCAUGGAUUUUGAUCUUUUUUCAAAGCUUGACUCAUUUCAUAUUGCAGCAAACAAUUUUAAAAUUUGUGCUAUCAUGGUAAGCUACUAUAUUUAACUGAUUAUGAAAAUAGUUUGAGUGGUGAGUUACCAAAAUCACUUGGAAAUUGUAGUACCUUGGUUGACCUGAAAAUUUUCAAGAAUGAGUUUUCUGGUAAAAUUCCUGAUGGACUUUGGAGAGCUGAAUAUUUGGUAGAGUUUCAUGAUUAGUGAUAACAAGUUCAAUGGCAAGCUUCCUCAAAAUUUGUCUUCAAGCAUUUCACUUUUUGAUAUUAGUUAUAAUCAGUUAGUUUUAUGGUGGAAUUCCAAUUGGAGUAGCUUCUUGGACUAAUGUGGUUAAGUUCAUAGCUAGCAAGAAUUUUCUUAAUGGAAGUGUUCCUCCUGAGCUAACAGCAUUUCCUAAACUUCAAACAUUGUUGCUUGAUCAAAAUCAGCCAAAAGGGUCCCUUCCAAAUGAUAUAUUAUCAUGGAAAUCAUUAGUGAUUCUUAAUUUGUGCUACAUGCACCGUUAUUGCUUGCCUCCGAUAUAAAAACAAGCAACAUACUUUUGGAUUCUCAAUUCAAGGCAAAAGUUGCUGAUUUCGGUUUUGCUAGAUCGUUGACCUACUUUUGGAUUCUCAACAUAGUUGAUUUUAAAUAAUAGAAUUCUAUAAGCAUAUAUAUACUAUGACACAUAAACGAAAGGGAAAAAAUGUCCGAAUUUUAUUUCUUAGUUUUAUUUUGGACAAAAAGAUAUUUUUGUCUAACAUUAUAGUUGAUUUUUGAAUUCAACUCAAAUGAGAGGUUGGUUAAAAGUUCUAAUCGUUAAGGCUAUUUGACUUCCGACGUAUCUUUUUAGUGGAUGGUAUGUACAAAGUCUUUGCUAAAUUCUUGCUAAAUUGGUUGAAGAAAGUUAUCACUAACAUUGUUUAAGAAUCUCAAACAACGUUUAUUAAAGGAGUUCAAAUUCUAGAUGGUAUCUUUAUAAUCAACCAGUUAAAUUAAGAAAUUGUUUGGUUAAAUUAAGAAAUCUUUUGAUUAUAUGGAAUGCGCCUACUUAGAGAAGUUUAUGACAAAGAUGAACUCUUCUGUUCAGUAGAGAAAUUGGGUUAUGGAACUCCAUCAUGAUAUACAAUGGGAACAAUUGAUGAACCUGUAAAAUAAAUGGAAAAAACUCAGAGAAUCACAGCGUCGGACAUGCUUACAUUGCCACCAUGACAGAAACAUAUCAGAUGUCUUCUUAAGAAAUAGUAAUUUGGCCUCUUCUUCAUUUAGAGUUAAGGUGUGAUAUCUAUUUAAGGUAGACAUUUAAAAUGAAUUCAUAAACUUAUGUUUUCAUUAUUACUUGUUAGUGAAGUAACAACAUAUAGAAAGAUAUAUCUACAAUAAUAGUGUCUCUAUCUGUCCUAAGAAUAAAGAUGAAUCAACACAAAUGAAAUAAGGCUUUGAAAAACCUACACUGUUAAUUUGUCUACUGUAAAUGUGGAUAUAGUUGUUCAAAAAUUGGUUACCAGACAUACACCAUCAAUGUAUUUCAAAUUUAAAUGAAAUCAAUACAGAGGAUUCAAACAUUAUAUAUAUGUCCAUAUAUUUACUUCCAUUGACAUUGAAUUUCAGUUUCAAUAUUGACUAAAGUUGAAAACAGUAAUGCAUAUUAUGUAAGUUUGAAUUUAGUAGGUUAAGCAUGAUUGUCAUGAAGUCCACAUAUUGAAACUAACAUUGAAAUAAACAUGGUUUACUUCAUUUCAUGUCUAUAAUUUUGACUUGUCAUUGUUCAUGAGUCUCUCUAUUUCCAGGGAUCAAAAAGACAUUCAAUUAGACAUGGUUUCUUCCUUUAAUUUAUAUUCAAUGGACACACAUAGUUGACACUCUCUUAAUGUCCACACAUUUUCUCUACAGUGUAUCUGAACACAGUUUCAGAGUUUCAUAGCUAUUCAAAGUUUACAUAUUGCGCAUGAAUCUCUCAAUGUGAACACAAGCCAAAGAAGAAGAUAAGAAUACUAGUGAUGUGAAGAUUCUUGAGAGUUUUGAUGCUCCUCCUGUGCCUAAUUUCGAGUACAAGUGAAUUAGGGUUUUGUUUGGUUUUCGCCUAUGAGGUACUGAUUUUUGUUACGUUCUUGAAUUUAAAAUUGAAUUUGAACCUCAGUUGGUGAUUAUCUAUGAUACUUUAAAUUAGUUAUCGGGUUAGUUCUUGUUUUGAAAUCAACACUAAUAAUAUGUAACAGGUGUAGUGGUAGAUUUUGAUUACAAUGAAUUUUUUUUCAUUGUUGUUAUAAUUAGUGUAAGUAUGCUAGAUUAUUGAUUGAAAUUUCAGUUAUUUGAUA
Molecule: messenger RNA, 5955 nt
Organism: Vicia villosa (hairy vetch)
Lineage: Eukaryota; Viridiplantae; Streptophyta; Magnoliopsida; Fabales; Fabaceae
Product: mitochondrial import inner membrane translocase subunit TIM17-2-like
Exons: 1
Coding region: 90-698 (202 amino acids)
Biological process (GO): protein import into mitochondrial matrix
Cellular component (GO): mitochondrial inner membrane; TIM23 mitochondrial import inner membrane translocase complex
Molecular function (GO): transmembrane protein transporter activity
Source: RefSeq, a predicted model, not a curated record